Messenger RNA from Cheilinus undulatus (humphead wrasse), 2278 nucleotides. RefSeq names its product neurogenic differentiation factor 2-like. The coding region runs from base 304 to 1374 and encodes 356 amino acids. Lineage: Eukaryota; Metazoa; Chordata; Actinopteri; Labriformes; Labridae. Gene Ontology annotation, biological process: nervous system development; regulation of DNA-templated transcription. The record is from RefSeq and is a predicted model, not a curated record. Gene Ontology annotation, molecular function: protein dimerization activity. The transcript is spliced from 2 exons.
CACGGUUGCCACACGCGCACCCACACAAAUGCACUCACACAUACAUGCAUGCAUGUACUCCCUCACUGCACGCAGUAACGCUAAAGACGCACGUUCGUUUGCUCAUUCGGGGGAGUGCGCGCGCUAGGAGAGAGGCACCCCUAAACAACCCAUCAGAGCAGCAGUGAAAGAAAGCCGCGCGCCGCCGCCUGCACCCAUACACCGUCAGGGAGCGUCGGUUCGCUCACUCAUGGUCCCUGAAGAUGGUCUGAAACUCGAGCGCGUUUUUUCUCUCCCUGUCAAGAGCUCGUGCCGAGAGCCAGCAUGUUGACGAGGCUUUUCAGUGACCCUUCGCUGCUCCCCGAUGUGCAGAAAUACUCCAGCUGGGCGGAUGACAGCGAAGGAGAGGAUUCAAAGAUUAAAGAUGACGACCAGGAUACACAGGACGGCAUGGAGCCGUCCGAUCUGAGAACAGGCAGCCGGACGCACUCCGAACACGCCGGAGAGGACGACGAGGACGACGAGAUAGAGGAGGAGGAUGACGAAGAGGAUACAGAGGGUGACAGGCCCAAGAAAAGGGGCCCAAAGAAGCGCAAAAUGACCCAGGCCCGCAUCGAGCGCUCCAGGUUACGGCGGAUAAAAGCCAACGCACGGGAGCGAACCCGCAUGCACGACCUGAACUCUGCGCUCGACAAUCUGCGUAAAGUGGUGCCAUGCUACUCCAAAACGCAAAAACUCUCCAAAAUCGAAACAUUGCGCUUAGCUAAAAACUAUAUCUGGGCCCUGUCGGAGAUAUUGCGCUCCGGGAAAAGGCCUGAUCUAGUCUCCUAUGUGCAGACUCUGUGCAAGGGACUCUCACAGCCCACCACCAACCUCGUGGCGGGAUGCCUGCAGCUGAACUCCCGUAACUUCCUCACAGAGCAGCAGUGUCAGGACGGGGGGAGGUACGGCUCCGGCUCAUUCUCCAUGCAUUCCUACCCUUACCAGUGCGCGCGUCUCUCCAGUCCACACUGCCAGCCGGGCUCGAACUCGCACCCGCUGCGGACGCACGGCUACUGCUCGGCCUACGACUCUCUGUACGGAGGGAGCGGGUCCCCGGAGUACAACAGCCCCGAGUAUGAAGGGCCUCUCAGCCCGCCUCUCUGUAUCAACGGGAACUUUUCCCUGAAGCACCAAGGCUCUGCGUCCCCCGAUAACGAGAAGGGGUACCACUAUUCUAUGCAUUACUCCGGCCUGCCGGGCUCCAGAGCCAGCGGGGCGCACAACCUGGUGUUCGGCUCCUCUGGCUCCCGGAGCGGCAUUCACUCGGAAAACGUCCUGCCUUACCACGACAUGCACUUACACCACGAACGGGCCCCUGUGUACGAUGAACUCAACGCGUUUUUUCACAAUUAGAAUCAGACAUCGGCCUAUCGCGCGUCUCCUGCAAUCAAGAACGUGACACCGCACACUUUGGAUGAGCUGCAGAGACGUUUCACUCGUUGUCAUCAGUGUUUUCCUUUCUUUGAAUCCGUGUCAGAUUUUUCUGUUCUGCUUUAGUCAGCGAUGUAGUGGAGGGUGAUCCAUCACAGCCAUAAUCUCAGCAAUUUUCCAGCUUUUUAGGCUGAAAACCUGCAAAAAAAAAAGGUGACAAAGAAAUCAUCCAAGCAUCAAGGGAAUGUCAGAAUAUUCAUGUUUCAAUAAAGUGUGAUUCGUGCUUAAAUAAGUGGUUGUUUGCAUCCCUAAGACUGAGAGUGAGUCCACCCACUACAUCACUGGCUACAGCUCCACUUUGACAUUUCCAAUAAGGAGAAAUAAACAAAUGCACAAUCGAUUUCAAAUCACAUCUUCUCGCUUUAAUAGCGAGGGGGUUUUUUUGGGGGGGAGGUUUUCAAAACAUGAUGCAAUCUAAAGAAAUCCAGAGGUGAACAGAGAAAAACCUGUGCUCAAAGUUGGGUUGUUCUAGAAGAUUCUGUCCUGUGGCUAAAUCAAUCGUUACGCAUCUAUGCAAAACCCAAUGAGAGCACAGCGCGAGGCGACAAGGCCCCGAAAGACUCUGUAUGUUUCAUCAUCAGCACUGUGGCUGCACGCACGGCUACACACACACACCUACACACACACACACACACACACACACACACACAACAAAAUGAGUCAGAUGCUGGGCUGCCAAAAUGGUUUAAUCCCCAAAAAUGUCAAAAAAAUAAAAAUGAAAUCAGACAUUUUCCCCACGCUCUUUCAUUUCUUGUUGUUCUUUUUUAUUCCAAAUGAGCCAUUGCACUGUAUUUUCAUUUCUAAUUUAUUUGACUUAUUAUUAUUU